Messenger RNA from Zonotrichia albicollis (white-throated sparrow), 5696 nucleotides. The record is from RefSeq and is a predicted model, not a curated record. NCBI's taxonomy places the organism in Eukaryota, Metazoa, Chordata, Aves, Passeriformes, Passerellidae.
CCUCCCGCGCCCGGCGACGGGCACAUGCACUGCGCGGCGCGGCGGCGGGAUGGCUCCGGCUCCGCUCCCGGUCCCGGCCCCGGCGGCGGGCGCUGAGCCGCGGCCCCCCGCGCUGCUGCCGCUGCUGCUGCCGCUGCUGCCGCUGCUACUGCCCGGCCGAGCCGCCGGCCUGGAGGUGCAGCGCAAGUUCCUCUCGCCCACCCUCACCAACAACUUUGCGCUGGACGGCCCCGGCUCCCGCGUUUACCUGGCGGCCGUCAACCGGCUGUUCCAGCUGUCGGGGGGCGAGCUGACACUGGAGGCGGAGGCGGCGGUGGGGCCGGUGCUGGACAGCCCGCUGUGCCACGCACCGCAGCUGCCGCAGGCCUCCUGCGAGCACCCCAGGGUGCUCACCAACAACUACAACAAGAUCCUGCAGCCCGACCCGGAGCAGGGCGUCCUUGUCGUCUGCGGCUCCAUCUACCAGGGCCUCUGCCAGCUGCGCAGCAUGGCAAACAUCUCGGCAGUGGCCGUGCGCUUCCCGCCGGGCGGGAGCGACUCGGUCGCGGUCUUCCCAAGCAUGCUGAACGUCGCGGCCAACCACCCCAACGCCUCCACCGUGGGGCUGGUGCUGCGCCGCGGCGGCGGCGGCGGCGGGGCGCGGCUGCUGGUGGCCGCCACCUACACUGGCUUCGGCAGCCCCUUCUUCCCCCGCAACAACAGCCUGGAGGACCACCGCUUCGAGAACACGCCCGAGAUCGCUAUCCGUGCCCUCAACGCCCGCGGCGACCUGGCCAAGCUCUUCACCUUCGACAUCAACCCCUCCGACGACAACAUCCUCAAGAUCAAGGCGGGCGACAAGGCGCGGCACAAGCUCAGCUUCGUCCGCGCCUUCUUGCAGCACGGGGCCACGCCGCCCGCCCGCCGCCCGUACGCCUACCUGGCGCUCAACAGUGAGGCCAACGCGGGCGACAAGGAGAGCCCGGCGCACAGCCUGCUGGCCCGCAUCUGCCUGGGCGAGCCGGCCGAGGCCACCCUCAACGGCAGCGGCGAGACCAAGAAGCUGACCGAGUCCUAUAUCCAGCUGGGGCUGCGCUGCGGCGGCGCCGCCGACGCCUUCACCCGCCUCGUCUCCGUCUUCCCGGCGCGGGCAGCUUGGCGCAGCCCCGCCGCUCCUCACGGCCCGGCCCCGGCCCCGCCGCCCCCCGAGGAGCUGCUCUUCGGCGUCUUCGAGCGGGCCGGGGCCGGCGGCGGCCGGGGGCGGCCGCAGUCCGCGCUCUGCGUCUUCCGCUUCGCCGAGAUCGAGGAGACGAUCCGGGCCGCCCGCAACUCCUGCCUCGUCAGCCCGGCCGCCGGCAUGGUUACCGUGCUGGACAGCGUGGUGCAGGGCACCGGCCCGGCCUGCGAGAAGAGAAAUAUACAGCUGCAGCCGGAGCAGCUGGACUGCGGAGCCGCGCACCUGCAGCACCCGCUGGCCAUCCUGAACCCGGUCACUGCCACCCCCAUCUUCACCUACAGCGGCCUGACCGCCGUGGCAGUGGCCAGUGUCCACAACUACACGGUCGUGUUCCUGGGCACGGCCAGCGGAGGACUCCUCAAGAUAAACCUGGACAGCACGAUGAAGGUUAUUAGCAGGAGAUCCAUUUCGGUGGCUUAUGGAGAGCCUGUCCACCCCAUCAUGCAAUUUGACCCUUCUGAUUCCACUUACCUCUACCUGAUGACCUCUUACCAGGCCCUGAUAAUACAAAUAAAUGGAACCAUCCCGAACUUGAAUGGAACAGAUAUUUCAUGUGACUAUGGAAACAACAUCCGCACGGUAGCCAGAGUCGCUGGGGAUUAUGUGAACCAAUUUAUUUAUUGCAGUUUGCUUCCACGCGAGAAAUAUCCAGCAUUUCCUGAUGACCAAGACCACGUGGUCGUUGAAACUUCUCUCCGGGUCAACAGCAAAAACAUAAUCCGGGCCAAUUUCACCAUCUAUGAUUGCAAAAGGAUUGGGAACAUUUACCCCACAAGAGCGUGCACCAGCUGCCUCUCAGCCAGGUGGAAGUGUCACUGGUGCCCCUCCGCCUACAGCUGCGUCUCCAACCGCUCGCAGUGUGAGGAUGCUCUGCGGAUGGAGCAGAAGAAAAUUGACUGUCCUCAGAUAGUACCUGCCCCUAUGGAGCCAAUGCCCACGGGGGUAUCUCAGAACAUCAUGAUCUCACUGGCCAAUGCAACUUUCGCUAAGGAGACAGCCCUGGAGUGCCAUUUUGGGGCAGACGGGACGUUUGAGGCGCGCUGGGUGAACUCCUCUGCCGUGGAGUGUGUGCACGUGCUGCUCCACACAUCAGAGAAAAGCCAUCGCUUCCCAGUGAACCUCCAGCUGAAGGACAAACCAGACAGAUUUAUCGACAGUCCAGAGAUGAUGACAGUGGAGGUGUACAACUGCGCGACCGGCAGUGCCGACUGCUCCCAGUGCCUGGGCAGGGAGGACCUGGGCCACCGCUGCCUCUGGAGCGAGAGCAGCUCCAGCUGCAGGCUGCAGACCGAGCCCCCACAGGUCGCUGAGGCCUGCCCACCUCCGGAGAUCCGCAAGAGUGGUGUGCCAGACCGGAGAGGCUGCGGAGGCGUUCUCAGACGUGGUCACGGUCAACGUGAGCCGGGAGGGGAGGUCCAGGGAGCGCUACUCCUACGUGCUUCCCGUGGUGCAGUCCAUAGCUCCUCUGAAUGGCCCGAAGGCAGGAGGAACAAGAGUGACCAUCAGAGGCAGCAGGCUGGAUGUCGGCUCAGAGCUCCGUGUCCUCAUCAACUCCUCCAAGCAGUGCACGGACCUCAGCCGCACGGACAGCAGCAUCACCUGCACCAUGCCCGCCGCGGAGCUCACCGCGGCCGUGCCAGUCUGCGUGCAGUUCGAGAACAAGUCCUGUGCCAGCCACAACAUCACUUUCAAGUAUGAGAAGAACCCGGUUAUAUCGGACAUCAACCCCAAAAAGAGCCAGAUCAGCGGGGGCAGGAUCAUCACGCUGGAAGGCAGAGGCUUUGGGCUGGUGCAGAACGUGUCCAUGGCUGUGCGUGGCAUCGGCAGGGAGCACACGCGCUGCAAGGUGCACACGGACACGGCCAUCACCUGCCCCUCUCCAGCUGCCUCCAACGUCACUGCGGGGACCAAGCCAGCCCCUGUGGAUUUCUACCUCAACGGGCGCCUCUACGCUGAUGAGCGCUCGGCCCUGGAUGAGGAGAUGUACCCCGAGGAGGCCCUGCACGUCAGCAAAUUCAGCCUGGGCUACUACGCUGACCCCCAGUUCUCCACAGCCAAGAAGGAGAAGUGGAUCAAGCACCAUCCUGGCGAGCCCUUAACUCUGGUCAUACAUAAAGAACCUGACAGCCUGGGCCUGGAGAGCAAUGAAUACCAGGUGAAAAUCGGCCUGAUCUCGUGUGAGAUCCAGAUUGUUUCAGACAAAGUCAUCCACUGCUCCAUCAACGAGUCGCUGAGCUCCUCGGAGAGGCAGCUGCCGGUGACGAUCCAAGUCGGAAAGUUCAACUACACAAUUGCCAUGCUGCACCUUGGGGGAGGAGAAACCGCCAUCAUUGUCUCCAUCGUUAUCUGCAGCAUCCUGCUGGUCCUCUCUGUUGUAGCUCUCUUUGUGUUCUGCACAAAGAGCCGCAGAGCUGAGCGCUACUGGCAGAAAACCCUGCUCCAGAUGGAGGAGAUGGAGUCGCAGAUCCGCGAGGAAAUCCGCAAAGGUUUUGCAGAGCUGCAGACAGACAUGACAGACCUGACCAAGGAGCUAAACCGCAGCCAGGGAAUCCCCUUCCUGGAGUACAAGCACUUUGUCACCAGGACGUUCUUCCCCAAAUGUUCCUCUCUCUACGAGGAGUGCUACAUCCUGCCAUCCCAGCAGCCCAGCUCCCAGGUGGGCUCCCAGGUGCAGGAAACACAUCCACUCCUGGUGGGGGAGUGGAAGGUUCCUGAGAACUGCAGACCCAACAUGGAAGAAGGAAUUUCUCUGUUCUCCACCUUACUCAACAACAAGCACUUCCUCAUCGUAUUUGUCCAUGCUCUCGAGCAACAGAAGGACUUUGCUGUCAGAGACAGGUGUAACCUGGCCUCCCUGCUUACUAUUGCACUGCAUGGGAAACUGGAGUAUUACACCAGCAUCAUGAAGGACCUCUUGGUGGAUCUAAUAGAUGCUUCAGCUUCCAAAAACCCCAAGCUUAUGCUGAGGAGGACAGAAUCUGUGGUGGAGAAGAUGCUCACCAACUGGAUGUCCAUCUGCAUGUACAGCUAUCUCAGAGAGACAGUUGGAGAGCCCUUCUUCCUGCUGAUCUGUGCCAUCAAACAACAGAUUAACAAGGGUUCCAUCGAUGCCAUUACAGGGAAGGCCAGGUACACCCUCAACGAGGAGUGGCUGCUGAGGGAGAACAUAGAGGCAAAGCCGAGGAACCUCAAUGUCUCCUUCCAAGGCUGUGGGAUGGACUCCCUGAGUGUCAGAGCCAUGGACACGGACACACUGAGUCAAGUGAAAGAGAAAAUUCUGGAGGCCUUCUGCAAGAACGUCCCCUACUCCCAGUGGCCAAGGGUGGAAGACGUUGACCUUGAGUGGUUCGCCACCAGCACCGACAGCUACAUCCUGCGGGACCUCGAUGACACCUCGGUGGUGGAGGACGGCAGGAAGAAACUCAACACGCUGGCACAUUACAAGAUCCCUGAAGGGGCAUCCCUGGCCAUGAGUUUGACGGACAAGAAGGACACCACGCUGAGCAGAGUGAAGGAUUUGGACACUGAAAAGUACUUCCACUUGGUUCUCCCAACUGAUGAGUCAGUGGAACAUAAGAAGUCCCACAGACAGAGCCAUAGGAAGAAGGUUCUUCCAGAGAUCUACCUGACACGGCUGCUCUCCACCAAGGGGACACUCCAGAAGUUCCUGGAUGACUUGUUCAAAGCCAUUCUCAGUAUCCGAGACGAUAAACCACCCGUGGCUGUGAAGUAUUUCUUUGACUUCCUAGAGGAACAGGCAGAGAAGAGAGGCAUCACAGACCCUGACACUCUGCACAUCUGGAAGACCAACAGCCUACCACUGAGGUUUUGGGUCAACAUCCUGAAAAACCCGCAGUUUGUGUUCGACAUUGACAAGACAGACCACAUCGACGCCUGUCUGUCUGUGAUCGCCCAGGCCUUCAUCGACGCCUGCUCGCUCUCGGACCUGCAGCUGGGCAAGGACUCCCCGACCAACAAAUUGCUGUAUGCCAAGGAGAUCCCCGAGUACCGGAAGAUAGUGCAGAGAUACUACAAGCAAAUCCACGACAUGCCCCCUCUGAGUGAGCAGGAGAUGAACGCCCACCUCGCCGAAGAGUCGCGGAAAUACCGAAAUGAGUUCAACACCAAUGUCGCCAUGGCUGAGAUCUACAAAUACGCCAAGAGAUACCGCUCCCAGAUCGUGGCCGCCCUGGACGCAAACCCCACGACAAAGCGCACCCAGCUCCAGCACAAAUUUGAGCAAGUGAUUGCUCUCAUGGAGGACAACAUCUAUGAGUCCUGCAGUGAAGCCUAGGCUGGCUGCAGCCCUAGAAGUGACCUUUCUUGCAGCACAGUGCCGCAAGGGACCCUGCCUUCAGCUGCAGGCACAGCUUGGUCAUACUCAAACCAGCCUUGUGGAGAGAGUGGGCCUGGCCAUGGCUACAAGUUUGCCUCACUUCACAAGUAACCACAAGACACCCUUCUGAGCAGCUAAAACUCU